AUGGUAAGAAGGGUUGUUGUUGGUGUUUGCGGGUUAGUUCUUGAAGGAGUGACACAUGAUGGUUGGGAGGAACAGCGAAUAAGGGACAUGUCACAUGCGCAAGUGGAAAAUAAAGUUUGGCCUUCACCUCAAAAAGAAGAGGAUACGAAGAAUGAGCCAAGAAAAUUCUGCAAAGAUGAAGACAUGCGAAAACCGGUUCUUCUGGUGCAGAAUAGUAAACCUUACUACAUCAUCUCCAAACUCCUUGGAGAGUAUUCCACCUACCAAGAGUGA
This is a messenger RNA of Sphenostylis stenocarpa, 273 nucleotides long. The record is from the annotation of a GenBank genome assembly. NCBI's taxonomy places the organism in Eukaryota, Viridiplantae, Streptophyta, Magnoliopsida, Fabales, Fabaceae.